UAUAUAGUAUAUAGUUAUUUUUAUAUAUAUAUAAGACAACAAUAUGACACUGAUUUGUCUUUCAGAUCAACUCUUUUGUCAUGAAACCUUUGGUCUUGAAAAUGAAACAUUUUUACAAAGACAACCAUUUGCCUAAUGUUUCCAACAACAAUGAAUCUAGAGAUGAUCACGAGAUGGGUUCUAGUUCUAUGUCAGCAAAUGGUGAUAUUUUGAUCCAAAACCCUUCUUUCCAUUGCUUCUUACAAGGCAAAGAUCUCAACCCUGCUCGCGCGAUUAUAGCUGAGAUGUUGGGGACAUUUAUUUUGAUGUUUUGCAUAAGUGGGAUCAUAGCAAGCACUAAGCUAACAGGUGGAGAUGCAUUGUUGGAGUAUGCACUUACGGCAGGGUUAACAAUUGUGGUACUUAUUUUCUCUAUAGGAUCCAUAUCUGGUGCACAUGUUAACCCUGCAGUCACUAUAGCCAUUGCAGCUUUUGGUUAUUUUCCUUGGUCCAGGGUACCACUUUACAUAUUGGCUCAAAUUCUGGGUUCUGUAUUGGCAACAUUAAUGGGAGAAUUCGUUUAUGGCAUAAAUUCAGAUGUUAUGGAAACACAGCCAAGCCAAGGCUCUCAAUCAGCCUUCAUGGUGGAGCUCCUUGCCACUUUCAUCGUCGUAUUUGUUGUUGCAGCAGUGACUCAACAAUCACAAACUGUUGGUCAAUUGUCCGGGUUGGUUAUUGGAAUGGCCAUUCGGCUUGCGGUCUUGAUUUCAGGGCCUGUUUCAGGAGGAUCACUGAAUCCAGCAAGGUCCUUAGGACCAGCAAUUGUGUCAAGAAAUUUCGACAACAUAUGGUUAUAUCUAACAGCCCCAGUAUUAGGAGCAGUAUUAGGAGCCCUGAUGUAUAAAUUCCUGCGUCUCCAAGGCCAACCAUGUCUUGCCACCUCCUCUCCCGACAGUGAUAUGCUGAGCCAUUCCUUGGCAUUUGGGAGGAGCUAAGUGAUGAAAGGCUGUUGAGUUAUAAGCAAUACAAAUCUCAUGGGUUUUGUUUGGUGGAUGAAAAGGAGGGUCAUAUACAGCAGGAUUGAACCAUGGCACUUACGAGAAUGAUUGAGCUUCCCAAUAGUGUCUUUUUUAUUAUUAUUA
Gossypium raimondii (Peruvian cotton) is the source of this 1121-nucleotide messenger RNA. RefSeq names its product probable aquaporin NIP7-1. The coding region runs from base 81 to 974 and encodes 297 amino acids. The record is from RefSeq and is a predicted model, not a curated record. Gene Ontology annotation, biological process: transmembrane transport. NCBI's taxonomy places the organism in Eukaryota, Viridiplantae, Streptophyta, Magnoliopsida, Malvales, Malvaceae. The transcript has 5 exons. Gene Ontology annotation, molecular function: channel activity. Gene Ontology annotation, cellular component: membrane.